UGCGUGCGCGCCAUGGCGUUGGGCUCGGCCUGGAAGCAGAUGUCCUGGCUGUACUACCAGUACCUGCUGGUCACCGCGCUCUACAUGCUGGAGCCCUGGGAGCGCACCGUCUUCAAUUCCAUGCUAGUUUCUAUCGUGGGAAUGGCAUUGUACACUGGCUAUGUGUUCAUGCCUCAGCACAUCAUGGCAAUAUUGCACUACUUUGAAAUAGUGCAGUGACGAAGAACAUAUUUUCAACAAGUAAUCAGGCUCUGAAAUCUGGUGUAUGAAGAAGAAUGAACCUCUUGGUUUUAACAAGACUCCUACCAACGUCACAAUUAUGACUCUGAAGACUAAGAAACAAGAUACGUAGAGCAGGGAUGUGAGAUAUCCCCUAUGUUGUGUUCAUUUCUUUUAAUUUUAAAAGAUAAUGCCCUUGUAUAGUAGUUUUGUCUACUUUAACAUUGUGAUUGUACUUUGAUAUCAGUAUUUUCUUAACUUUGUGACAGUUUCAAUAUUGCACUGUGAAAGCUUUUCUUAAUUGUAAUUUUGAGUAAAUCUUAAUUGCCUUCUAUUUUUAAUCAGAAAGUCAUCUUAUUAAAUGGGGCUUGAAGCUUUUGCUAUUGUAUGGUAUGCAUUUGCCUGGAUAUUUCUAUUAAUGCGUUUUGUAAGAAAAUACACCCAGAUUCAUAUUAGAGAUAUGGAUAUCUUCAUCUAAUGCUAUUGACAAAAGUUAGUUUGUAUGACUGAACUCAGGUGUACUGUUUGCUGUCCAAACUUUGUUCUACAAUAUAUUUGUGUAUAGUGGCUAAAUUUGGAAAUAGCAGUUAUUUCAAGUUUCUGUAUUCCACCUGGAGGGUGGGGGAAAAGAGGCAUCGGGGCAGGGCGAGGGCUGCAUUCAUUGUAUUUGGAGUAGUGCUGUGCUUCAGGGCUGUAUCCAGGAGGGAAAAAAGGACUUUACUGACGUAGGCCCCCAUAAGGCUUUGGGGUAGCACUUUAAAUCAACCCUGUUUUUCUAGCUACUGGUUCAAUUGUACUUUUACAGGAUGCUCAAUUUUGUUCCAAUGUUUAUGAUUUCUGCUAAUUUUCACUCAAAAGUGAAAACAGGUUUUAAAGGGGUUUUCUAUUGCUGCUAGUGUUCCAAACAUAUUCUUGCUACAAAUGACCAAAUGGUAGAAAUUUAAGUGGACUUGAGUUACAACUACAGCAAUAAGUAGCUGAAUACUUGGCUAAAGUCCUGUCUUUUUUUUAAUAGGGUUUGGUUUUGGUUUUUUUUUUCAGUUUUGUAUUCUGUAAUGCAAGAUGGUGAAAACUUAACUUUCCUAAGUGGAGGAUUUUUUUUGCUUGUUGUUUAAAAAAAUAAAAGUUUAAAAGCAGAGCUUUGAUGCAAAACUUUCUUUGAGAAGUUAAUAUGUUUCUGAAUGCUGCUUGCUUUUCUCAGAACUUACCAAAAGGGGAAAAAUGGUAUUUGACCAAAGAAUUUUGGGUUUUAUUUAUUUUUUUAGUAGCCCAGUAAAAUAGGUACUGUUUUCUUUCUUAUGCAACUUCUAUUGAAAUUGGGAAUGAGACCUACAUUGCACAAUAACUAAGUCAUUGUGUAAAGAUACUGUCUUUUAGGUUUAUUUAAUUUUCUCAAAUACACACUCAUGAGAAGGAUGCUUUCCUCCUCUGCCUUUAAGAACUUCAUAUGUAUUUGAUUAAAAACACUGUCAUCAUGUGAGCUAUGUGCAAGUGGGCCUUGAACUUCUUAGGUGAACCCUAGCUUUACUGAAGUUGGUAGGAGUCUCCAACUAAAUUAGUGCCUUUACUUGUGAAUAACUGGCCAUGCAAAUACAGGUGGGUUUUUGGGUGGGUAGUUUUUGUUUGUUUGGUUUGGUUUUGGUUUUUUUUAAUGCAUCCUGAGUGGGUAUUUUAGAUAUAUAUGUAGAUAAAAUUAGCAUACUCUUUUUGAAGUAAUGUAACGUAAUUCCUGGCAUCCGUGGAUUAGACUGAUACUGUGAUGUUUCUUUGUGAACUACUACCGUGGUUGGGACACAUCUACUGCUGAGAAAGGGAUGUAAUUGUACAAAGGAGUACAAGUUGUACAGCCCUUCUGUGCAGUGGCAUUAAGAAUGUUAAACAUAUUUAAUUGUGAAAGUUUUUAUAAAAGGACUUUGAAGUACUAACUUUUAUUAGCUGUUUGCUUUUCAUUGAAGAAAAAAAGAGUAACCAUAAUCUCCAGUCACUUAGAUUACAUUGGAGUGGAUUUGAAUUCAGUCAUACUUGGAUUCAGGUUGCUGCUUGGGGCAUAAGCUUUCUAGGCGUUUCCUUUAAAAAUUGUUAUUAUAAAUUGUGACUCUCGUAGUCUUGGAUGCGAAUCUUCUUUUAGAUUCCAGAUACUUUAUUAAAGGUGGCAUAAUUUCAUUAAUAAAAUACUAUAUGUUAACAGAGUUUCAAUUUCUAGAAGAAAGUUUCUGCAAUGUGUCCUUUUCAUAAAGUUGAUCUGGUGAAGAGGUACGUCAAGGAGUGAUAAUUAGGAAGCAGAACAAGUUUUCUUUUUUAAAGUAAGAGUCUUGGUAGGGAUUUAGUUAAUCACUAGAUUUUAAUAAUAAGUGAAUCUUAAGGCUACCAAGAUGUCUUCCCACUGCAGUAUAUUUAUUAUUGUGUUGAUUGUGGUAUCAUAUCUUCCUUGUGAUAGAACCUUAAGCUUUUUCUGUGGAAGUAAUGUAAGGCAGUUUAAAUACCAUUUGGAGGCAACUGGUCAAUUAUGUUUCUGUUUAAACAGGGUGAUAAUAACUGAGCCAUCAGUGAUUUAGAUAAAGUUGGAAAAAAUGAUUGUGAGAAAUUAGAAAAAAAAAUUCAGGGAGCCCUGCAAGUUGCUUUACCUUCUUAAUAGUAAUAGCUCUUGUGGUUUAGAUUGAGUCAUCAUUUAAAAUUGCAUUAACUUGUGUUACAGCACAUUUGAUAACACCAGCUCCAAGGACCAGCCUCUACCCCAGGCUGGCAAAAGGUGUGGCCGAACACCCUGUCUGGGACUUGCAGUGCUGGUCGCCCUGGCAGGGGUCCAUGUAGCCUGUGGCCCUAGUGGCUUCCAGAGCUGACUCUGCAGUGGCUCUCUGGCUGAGAUGAGGGCUGGGUGCUAUAAAAGUAGUCAUUAAAAACCAGUGCAGUGGGAGCUGCCAUAACCAAAAGAGGAAACCGAGGCAUAGUAUUGCAGAAAGUCUGUCUGGAGCCAGAAAUAGAUCUAGGAUGUGUGUAUGUAUGUCCCGGGUCAAUUACAUUUCUAAGAUAUAUUUAUAUAUACAUACACUUAAAAAAAAAAAGUGUGUUUAAACUGUUUAUUUCAUGUCAGAAAUUAUUACCUAGCAAUUAGUUUGGAGAGAAGCUGUAGUGGUUUGGUUCUUUUUUUUUUCCUGGUUUCUUAACUACCCUGUGGAGGCAAAUACCAGGGAAUCCUAAACCGAGACUUUCUUGUUAAAAUUUUGCACAAAAGCCAUUGUGCAUUUGUGUAAAUACUCAGUAUUAAAAUGAAAUAGGUGUGAAAGAGCAUAGCACUGUAAAGAUUAAUGUCAUGUGACAGAUGUACAUUGUGUUACUGCAAAUUGGUGCAACUGGUAUGAUUUGAAGUGUUGCCCUGUUUUUUUUCAGGUGCAGUAAUGAAGUGUGCCUUAUAAAUAUUGAAGGAGUACCUGCUGUUGGCUAACAACAAAUAAAGAUUGCGCUGAGGUCAAGAGGCACGACUUGAAGAGAUCUGAUACCACAGGCUGUGUACAAAGGUGUGGAGGCAGCAGCCAUCCUCUGAAAUGCCAGAGCUGCAUACUGUAGAGUUGGGAUCCCAAUAAAGGUUUUCAGUGCCAGAAGUUCAUUUCACCUGCUAAUUUGCCCAUGUUUUCUGCAACUGCUGUUGUAGGAAAACAGACCUUUUUCCCGUCUUGUGGACAUCUUGACACCAGCUGGGGGGAGGGGGAUGUAUUUGUUUUUUUAAAGACGAAAGCAUUAAACUUUCCAUGUGGUGUGCAUUGCUCCCGUUUCAUCUGCUGCUUAAGCCUUGAAUGGUAGCCAUCAUUGAGCACAGUAUCUGCUGUCUCUUCUGCCUUUUGUUUGUAUAAUGAUGCCUUAAGGCGAAAAUAUGGCAUCGUAGUCCACAGUUGGAUUUUAGCUGGAUCAAACUUCCUUUCCUUGUGAUGGGGAGAGAUGAAAAUCUACUGCUGAAAUAUGCCAGUGUGGGAUUUCAGCAGAAAUGCCUCCACUUUUCUUAACCCUCACAUUCGUCACUCUAUGUUCAGUCCCUAUCAAGUGUCAUAGUAUGAUUGAAGACUAAGAAAUGUUGACCAUCUGCUCCCUGGGAGUUUGUCUGGCAGAGAGCUAAAUAGGCCUUAAUGUAAACCUGAUUCAAAUGCUGAUCUGAUUUCUAAAGUAUCAUUAAAGUUGACCUUUUUUUUUAACAGCAAUUUUGCAAUGGCAGCAGUCUCAGAUGUUACAGAUACUUAUAAUUAAAGAGAGUUAUGUUACACAGUACCUUAUCGCUAAAUGUUUAACACAAUGAACAAAAGCUGGGAGGUGGCCUUGGCAGCACUUGAAAUUGUGCCAAGGUUGUGUUGCUGCUGCAACUCAAGAGUUUAUAAGCUCUAUGGAUUUUGUGAGACACCCAGCAGAUACGCUGAACAGAAUUUGACAUAUCUGUGGGAAGACUUGUCGAAUUAAAAAAAACAAACCUCACUUUAUUUUGUAGGAGGUACUACUCAUCCUAAUAGUGCAUAGGAUGAUAUACAUAUACAGUUUAUAAGCUGCAUCUAUUUAUGGAUCAGAUACUUAGACCUUACAGUACAGAUGUGCAGAAGUAUGCUUUAAUUUGGAAGGAGCCUUAUCACGUACCUUAGAGUCUUGUUUGAUUCUUGUUUGACAACAGUUGCCAAUGUUUUGCUCUGUAGUGCCAGAAGCAUGUAACUCCAUGGCAUUUUGGAUUCUGUUAAAGAGAUUCCACUCUUCUGUGUGGAGAAGACCCUCUGUUAACGACAUUCUUGUGGAGGAAUUUUAAAAUGAGUUGCAGUGAUUUUAAUCUGAAGUUGGUAAAUUAUAAGAAAUCACAGGGAAGAUGCAUACAGUGGAACUGAUGUUGAACAAAGGAUGAAAAUUCUAGUUUUGUCUUUGGAUGAUCAACAGGAUGAACUAGGGCAUGAAAGUUCUUUUACAAAGCCUCUGGUUUCUAACAAAGUGUGGUUUUCUAAAUGUAGUAGUUGUUUCCCUAAACAACAAGAAAGUGUAAUCUUGUUUUCAAACUCAAGCUGAUACUUGUGCUAAAUUUCAAAACUUACCAGGUAAAAGAAAGUAAGUAUUUCAUGUAAAUACAACAAUUACCAAGGUAGGAGCCUUAGAUUACAGAAGAGUUGGUUUAGGAGGUGGUAAUACCACCCUGGUAACACGUCCACGUAUUCAGACUGUGUAGUUUCACCUGGGUCGGAGAUCCUUCAUGCCAUAAGGCAAUGGUAGUAUGCAACAGAGAUGGAUUUAUUUCUUUAAAGGUUUAGAGUGAUGGUGUUUGGGAUUAGAUACUGAAUAAUCAUCCUAAAGGCUUUACUGUUACAUUUUGUGUUAUGUAAAUGGAUGAUUUUAUGAAGUAAACUGUUGAAAUACCCUGUGGCCUCAACACAUAUCUUAAGCUAGACAGAUAAUCAUGGCGCAGUAGUCACUAGACUGGAUGUAGGAUGUGCCACUCUCAGAUGAUAGCGGAACAGUAAUCACUAAAUUGGAUAGAGGAUGUGCAGUUGCAGCUCCAAACCAAAUAUAAGAAUCUGAUAAAAGACACUUUGUCUGUGCAGGGAACAGCCAUCCUUUCCGCUGGUCAUCGUGGUGAUUUUCUAUCACGGGCUGUUAUUUGCUAUAACACACUUUUAGAGGUUAACAGAAGGCUUUUUGUCUUUUGCUGCCCUUUCUUAACUUUGAAGGGUGUGUGCUGAGUAUGAUAACAGUCUUGUCACAGCAGUAACAAGAUUGGGUUAUAUUGGUGGUGUUUUAAUGGUGAAAAGUUGACAGAUUUUGUAGGUGGCUCUUCUAGUCUUUAUUGCUUUAUUGAGCUUUGCAAAUGAAGCAUAUGAUUAAUAAACAGCUUGAUAUCUUCCCACAAAAAAUGAAUCAUAGUAGUUCUUUUACUUAAUCCUGUUAAAAAGGUUAUCCAGAUAAUGUUUGAUGGAAAAGCCUAAGAUUGAAUUUGUAGUUGUAGCUGGUUGCUUUCUCAUUAGAACUGUCAGUUCUUGGAUGUGAAUUUUCAUAAGUCCGAAUGUUCCUGUAGAGGUUCCCUGCUCUAAGAUCUAUCUGAUAGUUGGAACUAACAGAUAAUCAAUGCUUUACUAAUAUUCAUAUAGUUACAACAUCAUUUCUGAUGUGUCUGGUUUUUAUUCAUGCCCAUAUUUGCAGGUGGAAUUGCCUUGGUGUGUCUUGCAUUUUGUUCUCUCUGCAAUUUGAGACAGACAACGUAUGUCAGGCCCAUGUUUCAGGUUAACAAGAUGAUGUACUACAUAGCCUCUGAAAGAUUUUUUUUUUAAGAUAAUUGUCUUGACAGUGAUUGAUCUUACGGGUCUUUUCUGUGAAGAUUGUUUGCCUGUUUUGGG
Messenger RNA from Colius striatus (speckled mousebird), 6566 nucleotides. RefSeq names its product serine palmitoyltransferase small subunit A (gene SPTSSA). The record is from RefSeq and is a predicted model, not a curated record. Lineage: Eukaryota; Metazoa; Chordata; Aves; Coliiformes; Coliidae. Gene Ontology annotation, biological process: ceramide biosynthetic process. Bases 13 to 219 code for a protein of 68 amino acids. Gene Ontology annotation, molecular function: serine C-palmitoyltransferase activity. Gene Ontology annotation, cellular component: serine palmitoyltransferase complex. The transcript has 2 exons.